Molecule: messenger RNA, 2996 nt
Organism: Gossypium arboreum
Lineage: Eukaryota; Viridiplantae; Streptophyta; Magnoliopsida; Malvales; Malvaceae
Product: linoleate 13S-lipoxygenase 3-1, chloroplastic-like
Exons: 7
Coding region: 138-2798 (886 amino acids)
Biological process (GO): lipid oxidation
Molecular function (GO): oxidoreductase activity, acting on single donors with incorporation of molecular oxygen, incorporation of two atoms of oxygen; protein binding; metal ion binding
Source: RefSeq, a predicted model, not a curated record
CACAAUUCAUAUUCAAGUAUUUCAGUUUCCUGUUUGCUUAUAAAUUGAAUACUUUUUUUUAAAGUUCCAAUUCAUAGUCACAAAGCAACUUUUGAUUAUCAUUUUUAAGCUUUGAAUUUGAUUUGCUUUUAUCAUCAAUGGCGGCAACUAAGAUCGAAAUUUCGGGUCCCAAAUCUUUGUUUUCUAAUGAAUUUCUUUGCAAUUCAACUACGUUGUUGAUUUCAAGGAAGAGAAGAACAGUGAAAGUGAGGAUGCCGGUGGCAGCGACAGCGGCUUUUACGGCGGUUCAAAUGGAGGCGAAGCUCAUCGAGCUUGAUUCCAUCAAGGUUAUCCCCGAAACUCCGGUGCAAUUCGCGGUGUCGGGUAAGGUAACGGUGGAAUACGAUGCGAUGGAACAAAUGAAGGAGUUGAUGUUUAAUUGGUGGGAUUCUUCUAAAACCGCCAUCGAUGCUCAGAGAGGAGUGUUUUUACAGCUUGUUAGCUCUGAUAUUGACCCAAGGACGGGGAAGGCGAAGGUAAGCAAAGAAGCCAUAUUAGAUUGGUCCAGAGAUCUGCCCAUAAACGCCGAUAAAUUCGUCACUCACGAGGUUCAGUUCCUCGUCGACGGGAACUUUGGGGUCCCUGGAGCUAUCCUCGUCACCAACAAGAACUCAAAGGAGUUCUAUUUGAAAAGCAUCACCCUCGAAGGCUUCCUUCAUUUCGACUGCCAAUCUUGGGUUCAACCGGAGAAGCUUCACCCAGAGAAAAGAAUCUUCUUCACCAAUAAAGCAUAUUUGCCAAAUGAAACGCCAAUGGGACUGAGAGAGUUGAGAGAGAAAGCAUUAAGGGAAUUGAGAGGGAAUGGAGAGGGUGUUAGGGUUUUAUCUGAUAGAAUUUAUGAUUACGAUAUUUAUAAUGAUUUGGGUAACCCUGAUAAAGGCCUUGAAUUUGCAAGGCCGGAUUUGGGUGGUCAACGUCGACCUUAUCCAAGACGAUGCCGUACUGGCCGUCCAUCCACUAACUUAGAUCCCAAGUCUGAGUCUCCAGCGAACGAAAUGAUGCCGAUGUACGUACCGAGAGACGAAGCAUUCAGCGACGGGAAAAGGAGAACAGUCGAUGCCGGAAGUCGGAAAGGGAUGAUGAACAAUCUUUUUCCCUUCUUUAAACAUUCGAUUGAGGGUGACUCAAUCAAUUCCUUUGCCGAUAUCAAUAAUCUCUACAAAGAAUCUCGAAACCGUUCGAAUUUCCCAGUUGAAUCCACGGCCGACGCUUUCAAAUUCGACCCUCCUAAUAUUGUCUCCAGGGAGGCUUCGUGUUGUUUACGAGACGAUGAAUUUGGUCGAUUCACACUCGCCGGCAUGAAUCCCAUAAGCAUUGAAAGGCUCAAGGUAUUUCCACCUGUAAGCAAAUUGGAUCCCUCCAUUUAUGGUCCAACUCAGUCAGCUUUGAGAGAAGAACAUCUUAUCUCUCAUCUUGAUGGCAUGUCCGUUCAACAGGCAAUUGAAAAGAAAAAAUUGUUUACAUUGGAUUAUCACGAUGUGUUCCUUCCGUUUCUCAGCAGUAUAAAUGCUCAUCCCAAUCGAAAAGCUUAUGCAACUCGGACUAUUUUCUUGUUGACUCAGUUUGGUACUUUAAAGCCAAUAGCUAUUGAACUCAGCUUACCAUCGACGAACCCUUUUAAGCCUUCAAAACAAGUGAUUACACCUCCGGAGGAUGCCACUUCUAACUGGCAAUGGCAAUUAGCUAAAGCCCAUGUUUGCUCCAAUGAUUCCGGAGCUCAUGAAUUGAUUCAACAUUGGUUACGAACUCAUGCAUGCAUGGAACCAUUUAUCAUAGCAGCACGACGACAUUUAAGUGUAAUGCAUCCGAUCCACAAGCUUCUUCAUCCUCACAUGCGAUACACAAUGGACAUAAAUGCCAGAGCUCGUGAACUUCUCAUUAAUGCUGAUGGAAUAAUCGAGUCUCUCUUUUCCACUAAAGAGUGUUCCAUGGAGAUUACUUCUCUUGCUUAUAAAAACUGGCGUUUCGAUAUGGAAUCCCUUCCUGCAGAUCUUAUUCGAAGAGGGAUUGCAGAACAGGACCCAACUGAGCCGCAUGGCAUAAAAUUACUUAUAGAAGACUACCCAUAUGCUAAUGAUGGGUUACUUAUAUGGUCAGCCAUAGAGAGACUGGUUAAGGACUACGUGAACCAUUAUUACCCGGAUUCAAAUAGUAUUCGAUCUGACUCGGAACUUAACACUUGGUAUUAUGAGUCCACCAACGUAGGCCACGCUGAUCUCCGCCAUGAGACCUGGUGGCCAAAGCUCUCAACACCGGACGAUCUCGUCUCGAUCUUAGCCACCCUCAUUUGGAUUUCUUCAGCAAAACACGCUGCUCUCAACUUCGGACAGUACCAUUACGGCGGCUACGUCCCCGUACGCCCACCCUACAUGCGGCGUCUGAUCCCAAACGAGGACGACCCGGAGUAUUCAAAUUUUGUUUCGGAUCCAGAAGGGUAUUUCUUGUCAUCGUUGCCGAGCUUAAAAGAGAUGACGUUUUUAUUGUCAGUGCUCGAUAUGUUAUCCACACAUUCAGAUGACGAAGAGUAUUUAGGUGAUCGAAAAGAGCUUUCAACAUGGAGAGGGAACCCGGAGAUUAUUGAAGCUUUUUACAGGUUCUCAAUGGAGAUGAAAGCUAUUGAGAAGGAGAUUGAUAGGCGAAAUAGUGAUCCAAAGCUUAGAAAUAGAUGUGGGGCUGGGGUUUCGCCUUAUCAACUACUGGUGCCAUUUUCGGGACCUGGAGUUUCUUGUAGAGGAGUGCCUAACAGCAUUUCUAUAUGACUGGAUCUUGGGACUUCUUUGUAUAGAAAUACAAAUUAGCAAUUUCUAGGGGCCAACCAAUACAAAAGCAAAGCCUGAAGCUUUAAUAUUCAGCUCUGAUUAAAUUUUGGAGUGAAGUCGGGUAGGUGCAAAGCUUUUUUAGAGUUGUUUUCUUUCAUUCUUUAUUCAAAUUCGAGAUUUUACUUAAACAAUAUCAAA